CACAAGUCCCACCCGAUGAACGCUUUAAAAUCCUCAUUGUUUUGUUCUUCUUCAACUCGUCUCCUCGUCAAACGAAAUCUCAACAUCCCAACGAUAUCUGCUUCUCUUCUGUUAGCAAAACAUUUAACUUCAGUUUCUGAGAAAACCCUUUUGAUUUCUCCUCCAAAUAAGCCACUCUCUUUCGUUUUUCCAGCAAACCAAUCAGCGGUUUUUAAGUCCGUGUCGUUCAGUUUGAGAUCGGAUCAUACGAUGGCAAGCCAAUCCAAAACAUCAGUUCAUGACUUCACCGUCAAGGAUGCUAAGGGAAAUGAUAUGGAUCUUAGCAUUUACAAGGGAAAAGUUCUCGUGAUUGUCAAUGUUGCAUCACAAUGUGGUUUGACCAAUUCCAACUACACAGAGCUGAGCCAGUUGUAUCAGAAGUACAAAGAUCAAGGCUUCGAGAUUCUUGCAUUUCCCUGUAAUCAGUUUGGAGCUCAGGAGCCAGGGAGCAAUGAACAGAUUGUAGAAUUUGCUUGCACGCGCUUUAAGGCUGAGUAUCCCAUAUUUGAUAAGGUUGAUGUGAAUGGUGACAAAGCUGCUCCUAUAUACAAGUUCCUGAAAUCAAGCAAAGGUGGACUUUUUGGAGACAGCAUUAAGUGGAACUUCUCCAAGUUCUUGGUCGAUAAAGAAGGGAAAGUUGUUGAACGUUAUGCCCCUACUACUUCCCCUCUUAGCAUUGAGAAGGAUAUAAAGAAGCUGUUGGAAGUUGCAUAAGGUGUAUCGACUUACUGCAAAAAAGGGAGAAGGAUUAUCGAUAAAUAAACACUUCCAUGGAAAUGUUUUCAUGAACUUUUGUUUUGUUUUCUUUUCUUAAAGACAUGUAUGAUGUAUUGAUGUUUGAUCUAGUAAUAAUGUGAUAAUAAAGUUCUGUAGUUUCAGUAA
This is a messenger RNA of Mangifera indica (mango), 921 nucleotides long. RefSeq names its product probable phospholipid hydroperoxide glutathione peroxidase. Gene Ontology annotation, molecular function: glutathione peroxidase activity. The record is from RefSeq and is a predicted model, not a curated record. Gene Ontology annotation, cellular component: cytosol. The transcript has 6 exons. Gene Ontology annotation, biological process: response to oxidative stress. Lineage: Eukaryota; Viridiplantae; Streptophyta; Magnoliopsida; Sapindales; Anacardiaceae. Bases 16 to 753 code for a protein of 245 amino acids.